AUGACGGAGCGAGGAGGAGGUAUGGUGGUUUCUUCUUCUACUUGUUACGUUCCUUUCCGAUGUCCUCAAAUACGAAAGGCUUUCUCGUUCCGGAAUAUAUUCGAGCCGAGGAAGAACCUAAGCCCUAAUCUUCAAUUGAAAAAUCCUCUGGUUUCUGCAUAUUCUCUGGCACCGACGACGGCGAAAUGCAACAUGUUCGGUUACGGGGAAAGUGCUGAGAACGUAGUCGACGAUAAGGAGUUUGUCCGGUGGUUCCGUGAAGCUUGGCCUUAUCUGUGGGCACAUCGUGGCUGCACCUUCGUCGUUUUUAUCCUCGGAGAGAUCUUGUCUGGACCUUACUGUGAUCACGACAUAGCAUUUCUUCAUCAUCUGGGCAUUAGGUUCGUUCUAGUUCCUGGAACUCAAGUGCAAAUCGACCAGCUUCUAGCUGAGAGAGGACGUGAGCCUACAUAUGUGGGUCGUUACAGAGUCACAGACUCAGCAUCUCUGCAAGCUGCCAAGGAAGCAGCGGGAGCAAUUUCCGUAAUGAUUGAGGCCAACUUAUCUCCUGGACCUUCCAUUUUCAAUAUACGCCGACAUGGUGAUAGUAGUCGUUUGCAUGAAACGGGUGUUAGGGUCGACACUGGUAACUUCUUUGCAGCAAAGAGAAGAGGUGUUGUUGAUGGUGUUGAUUUUGGAGCCACUGGUGUAGUGAAGAAAAUAGAUGUAGAUCGGAUCCGUGAUAGGCUUGAUAGUGGUUCUGUUGUUUUACUGAGGAAUUUGGGCCAUUCCAGCUCCGGAGAAGUCUUAAAUUGCAAUACCUAUGAGGUUGCUACAGCUUGUGCUUUAGCUAUAGGAGCAGAUAAGCUUAUUUGCAUAAUGGACGGUCCAAUUCUUGAUGAGAAUGGGCAUCUUGUUCGCUUCUUGACUCUUCAGGAAGCAGAUACGUUAGUCAGGAAACGGGCACAGCAAAGCGAGAUAGCUGCCAAUUACGUGAAGGCUGUUGGGGAUGGAGACAUAAGUAGUUUACCUGAUCCUCUUGGUUACAAUGGGAUGGUGACGACUUCCAUCAACCAUAAUGGGAGACCAAUUUGGGAAAAACACACCCCGACCUUUCAGAAUGGUGUUGGAUUUGACAAUGGAAACGGGUUGUGGUCUGGGGAGCAAGGUUUUGCUAUUGGCGGUGAGGAGAGACUUAGCCGCUUGAAUGGGUAUCUCUCUGAACUGGCUGCAGCAGCAUUCGUCUGCAGAGGUGGUGUCAAAAGAGUUCACUUGUUGGAUGGUACUAUAAGUGGAGUGCUAUUGUUGGAGCUGUUCAAAAGAGAUGGGAUGGGGACUAUGGUGGCAAGUGAUGUAUACGAAGGAACCCGAGAGGCGCACGUAGAAGAUCUUGCUGGAAUUAGACUAAUCAUCAAACCCCUUGAAGAAUCUGGGACUUUGCUUCGUAGAACUGAUGAGGAGCUACUGCGAGCUUUGGAUUCAUUUGUGGUUGUGGAAAGGGAAGGACAUAUAAUUGCUUGUGCCGCUUUGUUCCCUUUCUUUGAAGACAAAUGUGGAGAAGUUGCAGCUAUCGCAGUCGCAUCAGAUUGCCGUGGGCAAGGCCAGGGAGAUAAAUUGCUUGAUUACGUUGAGAAGAAAGCGUCUGCUCUCGGGCUCGAAAUGCUUUUUCUGCUGACAACGAGAACUGCGGACUGGUUUGUGAGACGUGGGUUUCAGGAAUGUUCUAUCGAGAUGAUACCGGAAGCAAGACGGGAAAGUAUCAAUCUUUCAAGGAGAUCAAAGUAUUACAUGAAGAAGUUAUUGCCAGAUAGGAGUGGGAUUUUAGUUGUUCGAACAUCUCAGUACGGUUUGUGA
Molecule: messenger RNA, 1833 nt
Organism: Arabis nemorensis
Lineage: Eukaryota; Viridiplantae; Streptophyta; Magnoliopsida; Brassicales; Brassicaceae
Source: the annotation of a GenBank genome assembly